AUGUGUCUACUGUCUCCUGAAAAAUCGAAAGAUAAAGAGGAGUCUGAUGAGAUGUCUAGUGAUCUAGCUGACAAAGAAGAAAACCUUAUAGAGAAAAAGGAUCAAUCUACUAACAUAGUGAAUAUUGAGGAUCUGAACUCUGAUGAUAUUCCCAUUAGUCAAAGACUGGCUCCAGGAAUAGCUAAAAGGUUGAAGAACAUAAAAGGUCAAGCUAUUGAAUCCUCUAACAUGCCCUCUAAAUCUCUUAGGAGAAGAACAAGUGUUGGCCCUACAAAAAAAUGGAGCAAGGUUGUUACUCAUGUUUCCAAGAAGAAAUCUCUUAAGAGGAAGGAAGUUCCUUCCGAGUCUAGUGAAUUUGUCCAUGAUGUCGAACACAAUGUUCAGGACAUCGUUUCUACUGCCAGAAAGCAAGCUUUUAGGAAGAAGAUUCCAACAAAUAUUUCCGAAGUUCCAAUUGAUAACAUUUCCUUUCACUCAGUGGAGAAUAGGAGCAAGGAGUUUAGAAAAGUGUAUGUCAGAGGAAAAUGUGUGGAUUUUUCUCCUGAAAUCAUAAAUAGGUUUUUGGGAAGAAAUGAAGAAGAACAAGUUGAAGUGGAAGUCUCUGACAAUGUUAUCUACAUAGAUAUUACUGCUAAACAAGUAAAGGAAUGGCCAAAGAAAGGGAAGAUGUCAGCAAGUGAUUUGAGUGUGAAGUAUGUUGUACUUCAUAGAAUUGGAGAUGCUAAUUGGGUGCCAAUUAAUCAUACUUCUAACAUUACUACAGGAUUGGGUAAGUUUAUUUAUAUUGUAGGGACCAAGUCAAGUUUUGAUUUUGGAUCAUAUGUCUUUGAUCAAACCAUGAAGCAUGUUGUCUCUUAUGCUAUGAAGAUGCCAAUAGCCUUUCCCUUAUUGAUCUGUGGUGUUAUAGUGAGUCAACACCCAAGUAUUUUGAUCAGUUCUAAUAGUAUAUGCAAAAGAAACCCUUCUUUAUCAUUACAUUAUAGACUAUUCACUAGGAAAUAUGUUCCAUACAUUGUCAUGACAUCUGGCCAAACAUCUUCCAGGCAUACUACUAGAAUAGGUGUCCUUGCUGAGCUAAAAGAUACAUGCAAGACCUUGGAUGAAACUAUUAAAACUUGUACUAAGAGGAAGAGAAGGCUUGGAAUUUUGAUAAAGGCCUUGUAUGAAGAAGAAGGAAAUUUGAAAGGUGAUGGAACAUGUGAAAAAGAUGCAAAUGAAGAAGGCACUGAUGCAACUGAUGAUGAAGAAACUACCAACAGUGAUGUGGACUGA
Lathyrus oleraceus (garden pea) is the source of this 1272-nucleotide messenger RNA. RefSeq lists its product as uncharacterized. The record is from RefSeq and is a predicted model, not a curated record. Bases 1 to 1272 code for a protein of 423 amino acids. Lineage: Eukaryota; Viridiplantae; Streptophyta; Magnoliopsida; Fabales; Fabaceae. The transcript has 2 exons.